AUGUCCAGUGUAUCCCACUACGCCCUCGAGGUUAGACGCCUUGAGGACAUCCAGCACACAUCCGAACGGCACCGCUCAGAUAUCAAGAUAAAGAUAGAAAUAGGCAACCGGAAGCUGGAAAUCGGUGAACCCGAGGAGGAUGAAUCGACCGCGCGGAAUGACACUUUUACUUUUUCAUCGUUGAACGAACCUUCCAUUCUCAAAAUUCGUGUCAUCGAAAACUCUAAGUGGCGCAGUUCCUGCAUCGCUUCCGUUGACCUUGCGCUUAUGGAUGUACUGAGCAAUUAUGCUGACGGCGAGAACCCACUUGGCCUAUUUGGAUCAUCUGGAUCGUCUCAGGUUCCUGUUGGCAGAGUUUUCCUGUAUGUUAGAGAAAUAGACGAAGCGAGCCGGGCCAAGAUCGAUGUCAAGUGUGUAGAACAAGAUAUCAAGCGGAUUCAGCGAUCCGCAGGUGCUGCAGAUCCUGCUGAUAUGCUUGGAUCGGUUGUCAAGGUGGUGGAUAAAAUUGUGGAAUCAAUUGAUGAUAUUGUCGGAGAUAUUCAUCCGUACCUCAAAAUCGUUUGGACAGCGACUACGGCUUUAUACAAGACCGACAAGAAGCUUGUCGACCUCGUUCGUAUCAUGGAAGGGGCUUAUGAAUUUGCUCGUGAUGCGAAAACUCUUGACGACAGGACCCGAACACUUACGGAAGCGACCGCCAGACUCUUAAGGCAUACGAUCGAAUUAAUCGUAUCCUCAGAGCGAAUACUGAAGAUAAACAGCAACAGAAAGAUGGACGAAUACAAGGAGCGUCUCAUUAUUCUCCGACAAGGGCUAAACGCAAACGUUGCUAUUCAUACUGCCUCUACUGCGGAGCGUGUUUCUGUCAAGGUCGGUGAUGUGUCUGCCAAGGUACAUGGCAUGUUCGUCAAGCUCGAUAACGUGGCUAUCAACGUUGAAGAGACGUUUACAAGGGUUGAAGAAAUUGGUUAG
Messenger RNA from Fomitiporia mediterranea MF3/22, 972 nucleotides. RefSeq lists its product as uncharacterized. NCBI's taxonomy places the organism in Eukaryota, Fungi, Basidiomycota, Agaricomycetes, Hymenochaetales, Hymenochaetaceae. The transcript has 7 exons. The record is from RefSeq and is a predicted model, not a curated record. The coding region runs from base 1 to 972 and encodes 323 amino acids.